GGCCAAGUUUCACAGCCUCUUUGGCUGCCCACAUUUCUAGGCAGUAGGCACACCUCAAUCAAUUUCCAAACAAACAAACAUUCCUAAAAACCCCAAAUCACCCUCUCCCCUCUCUAACAAAAAUGAACCUCCUUUCUUCUUCCUUUCUCAUCACUUUUCUUCUUUUCCAACGCCUCACUUUCUCUUCUCCUUCACACACCACCUCUGAGCUUUUCGACACCUGGUGCAAACAACAUGGCAAAACUUACUCUUCAGAAGCUGAAAAGCUGUUCAGGUUCAGGGUCUUUGAGGACAACUUUGACUUUGUUAAGCAGCACAAUGAUAUGGGCAAUUCUUCUUAUGCACUGUCUCUCAAUGCCUUUGCUGAUCUCACCCACCACGAGUUCAAGGCCUCUCGCUUGGGAUUCUCUCCUGCUUCUUCCAUGAAACUCAAUCAUGGGAAGGUUCAGGACCCGGGUUUUGUUCGUGAUAUUCCUUCAGAGAUGGAUUGGAGGAAGGAAGGAGCUGUGACCCAGGUCAAAGAUCAAGGGAGUUGUGGUGCUUGCUGGUCAUUCUCAGCUACUGGAGCUAUUGAAGGUAUUAAUAAGAUUGUCACCGGAUCUCUUGAAAGCCUCUCAGAACAGGAGUUAGUUGAUUGUGACAAAUCUUAUAAUAGUGGCUGUGAAGGUGGGCUCAUGGACUAUGCAUAUCAAUUUGUCAUUGAUAACCAUGGCCUUGAUACUGAGGAUGAUUAUCCCUAUCAAGGUCGGGAAAGGUCCUGCAAAAAGGACAAGUUAAAAAGGCGUGUUGUGACAAUUGAUGGUUACACUGAUGUGCCAUCAACUAAUGAGAAACUGUUACUACAAGCUGUGGCAACACAACCUGUGAGUGUAGGUAUAUGUGGCAGUGAGAGAGAAUUUCAGAUGUACUCAAAGGGGAUUUUCACUGGCCCAUGUUCAACUUCUUUGGAUCAUGCUGUAUUGAUUGUAGGGUAUGGUUCAGAAAAUGGAGUAGACUAUUGGAUUGUGAAAAACUCAUGGGGAACACGUUGGGGAAUGAAUGGCUAUAUUCACAUGCUGAGGAACAGUGAGAAUUCACAAGGGCUAUGUGGCAUCAACAUGCUAGCUUCAUAUCCAACCAAAACGAGCCCAAAUCCUCCUCCUCCACCUUCCCCAGGUCCCACCAAAUGUGACAUUUUCACUUUCUGUGGAGAAAGUGAAACCUGCUGUUGUGCAAGGCACCUUCUUGGAAUCUGCAUUUCCUGGAAAUGUUGCGAGCUUAAUUCAGCUGUUUGUUGCAAGGACCACACUCACUGUUGCCCCCAUGAUUAUCCCGUUUGUGAUACAAAGAGGAGUCAAUGCCUCAAGCGAGCUGGGAAUGUUACAAGAAUGGAAGCUGUUGAGAGCAGACGGUCUUCGGCGAAGUCGGGUGGUUGGAGUUCCUUUUGAGGACUGGGUCCUGAAAAACUUCUUCAGUAUGUACCAGUGAGUAAUUUUUUUGCCAAACUGUUGCAUGAGUUGUGCAUUUCCCCACGCAAGGAUGAAAAUUAGCUUAUCUUGGAAAGAUAUGGUCUUGUGUAAACAUGAUACUAGGUGUGUUUGAAUACCUCUUAUUUUACUAAAAUUGAAAAAUUAUUACUGAAA
Molecule: messenger RNA, 1622 nt
Organism: Quercus lobata
Lineage: Eukaryota; Viridiplantae; Streptophyta; Magnoliopsida; Fagales; Fagaceae
Product: zingipain-2-like
Exons: 5
Coding region: 123-1427 (434 amino acids)
Biological process (GO): proteolysis
Molecular function (GO): cysteine-type peptidase activity
Source: RefSeq, a predicted model, not a curated record